Messenger RNA from Xylaria bambusicola, 1242 nucleotides. Its product is annotated as vegetative cell wall protein gp1. The record is from RefSeq and is a predicted model, not a curated record. Bases 1 to 1242 code for a protein of 413 amino acids. The transcript has 2 exons. NCBI's taxonomy places the organism in Eukaryota, Fungi, Ascomycota, Sordariomycetes, Xylariales, Xylariaceae.
AUGAGCCAAUACGGUUCUCCUUACGCGGGCACUCCUCAUAGAGGAGCUGACCCUUACUAUAAUUACGACGUGAAUAGCCCCUCGCCAACACCGUCGCCACAUCACUACCCAUUCUACCCAGCAAAGACCCCGCAACGAUCGUCGACGCGAAACCACGUUCGUGGUGCCAGCACCGGCUUCGGUGGUGACUUCGUCCCACGCCCGACCACCGCCUUCUCACCUCGUUACAAGAGCACCGGUGAAUACGCCACUGGCCCAAGUCCGCAAGUGAGUUCGCGAAAGCGUAGUUUUUCCACAAAAGGGCGAGAGCGUCGCAAGUCUUGUUCUUACUAUCGGGCCUCUCAUGGGGACUCCGACGAAGACGAAAUCAUCGAUGCCGGCAACGGUUACGUCUAUGUAUUGGAGGCGCGGUGGAAGGGUUCAAGGCACAGAAAUCAUUAUGACUAUUACACUGAUCGUCCGGAGUAUGGCACUGAUUCCCGCUGCUACCCACAGGCUAUUCCCACAUUUGCUUUUGAGAAAGAGAAGGCCGAGUACACUCGUUAUGAGGAACCUCCACUACGCUCCGCCACCAGGGUUGGUCAUCGCACCCACUCACGUCGUCCGUCCGCCGGGCCUAUUCCUAACAUACAGCGUCCCGCGACGGUCCGUCCCACCGCCGCCGUGCCGAAGAAGACCGUCACUGCUCCCCCCCCUAAGGCUACGGAGGCCGAUCGCAAGAAGCACUGUAUACCCGUCGGGUACUCACUUAAGAAUUGGGAUCCCACCGAGGAGCCCAUCAUGCUUCUAGGCAGCGUCUUCGACGCCAAUUCUUUGGGCAAAUGGAUAUACGACUGGACCGUCUACCAUCACGGCGCUGCUACCCCUAUAUCGGACAUGGCGGGUGAGAUGUGGCUCCUACUUAUCCAGUUGUCAGGCAAGAUAAAACGUUCCGAAGAGAUCGUUCCUCAAGUUCGGACGCGGGCCAACCGGGAGAUGAUCGAGGAUUUCAUUACUUCAGGCGAGCGCUUGACAGAUAGGCUCCGCUCUCUUCUCAAGCGAUGUGAGACUCCCAUGCUCUCGGUUAACAAGAAGCAUGCGGCGCAACAGCUCGGAAAGAACUCCGGUAUCGAGUUCGUCGAGACUCUUUUCGGUCGUGAACGUGAGCUUGCCAAGACUGAACAAUUUAUGCAAGCCGUCCGCCUUUGGAACCUCCGGUUUGACGCCAACUGUGAAGAUAUCUUGAAGAGGCCAACCCAGUAA